AUGGCGGAUAUGGAUCCGAUCAAGAAAUUCAAGCGCAUCGGCGUGGUCGGAGCGGGCAGUAUGGGAUCAAUGAUGACCUUUGCCUUCUCGGAGAUGGGUCUCGAUGUAUCAGUAUUUGACGUGGACAAAACAAAUGUCGACAAAGUUACGAACUGGGCUAAGAGCGCCAACGAUGUCAAAGGAAAGAUUUCUGGAUUCUACAACAUCAAAGAAUUCACUCAGAGUCUCGAGGGUGCAGAUCACAAAUUAUUCAUGUUCUCCAUUACACACGGUGACCCUGCAGAUUCGGUUCUUAACAUGAUCAAACCUGAUCUGAAGAAAGGCGACAUUGUUCUAGAUGGCGGAAAUGAGAAUUAUCGCCGGACGGAACGCCGCCAGAAAGAAUGUGCCGAGAUAGGCGUGUAUUGGAUUGGCGUUGGUGUCUCCGGUGGCUACCAGUCUGCUCGUCGUGGACCUAGUCUCUCUCCUAGUGGAGAUGCCAAGGCGCUGGAGCUGGUCAUGCCUCUGCUCCAGAGGUAUGCAGCUAAGGACCCCAAGAGUGGCACCCCUUGUGUGACGCGUGUUGGCCCUGGCGGAUCUGGGCACUACGUCAAGAUGGUUCACAAUGGUAUCGAAGGUGGAAUGCUCUCUUCGCUUGCUGAAGCAUGGUCGUUCAUGCAUUACGGCAUGGGCAUGGGCUACGAGGAAAUCGGAGAUGUAUUCGCGAAAUGGGACUCCGCCGGUGAACUACGGGGCAAUUUUUUGAUUAACAUCGGCGCCGAUAUUCUGAGAACCAAGCGGACACCCCAUGGUGAUGGAAAGGGAGAAGGAAUUGGCAACAGUGGAUUCGUCCUCGACGAUGUUCUUGACAAGGUGGUCCAGGACGACGAUGGUACCGAGGGAACACCUUAUUGGUCGAUCAUGGAGUCUGCACAACGACAUGUCUCCUGCCCCACCUUAGCUGCAGCCCAUUACUUGCGUAUCGCAAGUGGAAAUCGCCAAGAGCGAGUGCAAGCUUCUAAGAAGCUCCAGAUGCCGUCGCCUCGCCUGAUCCGAGACUUACAGCACUUUAAGGACGACUUGCUUGAGAAAUUGCGCAAGGCUGUUUACUGUUCCUUCUUAUCGUCCUUCUGUCAGGGACUGGAGCUGAUCUCCAGAGCCUCCGAGGAUGAAGGCUGGAACAUUGAUCUUGGUAAAUGUAUUCAGAUCUGGCGGGCUGGCUGCAUUAUCAAGUCCGACUACAUUGCCGAUAUGUUGCAGCCUCCGCUAUCGGGCAACACUAGCAUGUCCAAUAUGAAAUUCAUCGAUGCGGUUUCGACAGAGCUGCAUAAUAGCUUCGGUGCCUUGAAGGAUAUUGUUAUCGAGGGCACCAAGACGGAUCAGUAUAUGCCGGCGAUCUCUGCCACUCUGGAUUAUCUCAAAUAUGAAGGUGGACUCAUGUUGCCAACCAAGUUCAUGGAGGCACAGAUGGAUUACUUCGGUGCUCACAGCUAUAACAAGCCGGGUGUUGCCGGUGAGGAUCCUGGUCCUGUUAUGAAAGGUCCUCACCACUACGAGUGGAAGGUGGCUUAA
Molecule: messenger RNA, 1551 nt
Organism: Penicillium pulvis
Lineage: Eukaryota; Fungi; Ascomycota; Eurotiomycetes; Eurotiales; Aspergillaceae
Product: 6-phosphogluconate dehydrogenase, decarboxylating
Exons: 1
Coding region: 1-1551 (516 amino acids)
Biological process (GO): pentose-phosphate shunt, oxidative branch; pentose-phosphate shunt
Cellular component (GO): cytosol
Molecular function (GO): NADP binding; phosphogluconate dehydrogenase (decarboxylating) activity
Source: RefSeq, a predicted model, not a curated record